This is a messenger RNA of Eruca vesicaria subsp. sativa (arugula), 1211 nucleotides long. The record is from the annotation of a GenBank genome assembly. NCBI's taxonomy places the organism in Eukaryota, Viridiplantae, Streptophyta, Magnoliopsida, Brassicales, Brassicaceae.
AUGCUUCUCACCCUCGGGACCCCUGCUGGGUUUACCCGAAGAAUCCUCUCACCAGUAGGUGAAGACUUUCUGCAACUUAGAAGAUUGCGUUCCUCAUCUGGCUGUGCUUUUCCUUUAGACAGAUCUGUUUCUUUGAUGAGAAACUAUGCUUCCAAUGUUGUUAUUUCUGAUUUAAGUCUGAAGGUGAAGAGUUUAACUUCGAAGCGGUGUUCUCUAGAGUUGCCCGACUUUUCUCAACCACCAGAACCGCCUGACCCACCGGACCCUCCACCGGAACCACUGGAUGUUCCCCCUUUGAAGACUCCGGCCUCUUUACCCCUCGACAUGACUUAUCCUCCCUCGCCGGCUAUCUCUAUAGAUCUGUGGGGUGGAACUUUUCCGAGCAGAUCUCGUAGUUCGCUUCUCCACCUGCCAAAGUCCUCUAUCACAGCUAAGUGCCUCUUCCCUGAAAGUAGAGGCCAAAGGAAUUGCAGGCAAGACUCCGACGAAGAAUCGUCCGAGCAAUACCGUUCCACCGACAUUCCACUCUCCAAUCUUCACGGAGUGAACUCUUCCACCAAAACUCCUCUCCAGGAGAGGUACUCUUCAAGCUUAACGCAGAGUCAAUUUUUGCUUGAAGUUUGCAGUCCCGUUGCCUUGUUACAAAAGGUGAAGCAAACCUCCUCAUGUUGGGACCAUGAGAGAUCGUUUUUCCCCCUUCCUCCUCGUUGUAGGAGAGAACUCUUCCAUCAAAUCGUCCUCACAACACUCAGCGACAACGACUUCGGUCUUAUCGCCCCUAAUGGCAGAAGCCUUGGCGGUUCGUUCAGCCAUAAACUUUGCCCUAUCUCACCGUUUCGACUUCGUAUGGCGGAUUGGGGACCUGUGGUGGUCGCUGUGAUACUGUUCGUGCUUCUGACUCCGGGACUUCUCUUUCAGAUUCCGGCGAGAGGUCGUGUCAUUGAAUUCGGAAAUAUGCACACUAGUGGCGCAUCGAUUCUCGUCCACACCAUCAUUUACUUUGGUCUCAUCACUAUCUUCACUAUUGCUAUUCGUGUUCACAUCUAUACCGGCUAAUUCUACCGUACCGGAUUUGUAAUUUUUACGGUUGUCUUGUUUACCGUUGUUCUUUAGACCGGUUUGUUUUAAAAUUUACUAUUGGUCCUCUGGCUUUGUUUAUGCUUCGCGGUGUGUAAAAACAUCUUUGAUUAAGUUUAAAUAUUCAAAAUCUA